Molecule: messenger RNA, 782 nt
Organism: Rubroshorea leprosula
Lineage: Eukaryota; Viridiplantae; Streptophyta; Magnoliopsida; Malvales; Dipterocarpaceae
Source: the annotation of a GenBank genome assembly
ACACCAUUUAGAAUUAAUUCAUCAUAAUAAUCACCUGUGCUACCAUUUCUUUCUCACCUUUCUCUCAAAUGGAAGAUAUGAGAGAUUCAAUCGCAAUAGCACAGAUUGUGAGGAUGGUUAUCAAGUUUCAUCCAUUAUUGACAAUAACCAGUCUUAUCUAUCAGGUAAUACUUUUACAGGAUUGGAUUGAAAAGGAGGUGAGCAAUCAAUGGAAAGCACUCAAGGUGUAUUUCCAAUCGACAAUGAGAUCUCUGCUGGAUCCUAUUAUUGAGAAGAUGAAGAAUCUAUCAAAAGCCCUCGAGAUGCAUCUCCACAACGAAGCAACAAAGGGUCAACUAAAGGCCAAACUAGUUGGUAAACUUGCCAUGUUCUCCGCCAUAUUUCUUUUACUGAAUACAGAGUUAAGUUCAAAAUAUGAUAGAAGAGGAGUCAAAAUGCAGUUAUUGAUGCUUAUUGGCCUUGGCCCUGGUAUUACGACCACAAACAGACCUUGGGUUGUUUAGUUUUAUCAUUGGAGUCGUUGGAUCUAUUACUUACAACCGUUAUGAGUUGAAGUUUCCCACAUGGAUAAUUGCUUCCAUCUGUUUUGUGUUGUUCAGUUUCAAAAGAUGGUUAGAUAAGUAUUGGUUGGAUUCAGAAGAAGAUCCUGGUACAAAUACCACAACUGAAAGUGCUAGUGUGUUUUCUAUUUUUUCAUCAACUGCUUUAUAUUUUGCACAAAUUGUGUUCUUGUCUUCUAAUGUCAAAUCUCCCUUAUCCGACUAUAAAAAGUGGUUAGUUAG